GCUCAGGCCAGCUUUCGCCAACGACAGCGGCACCAUUAAGCUGGCGAAUUGCCAUUGCGGUUACAUUGGAAAUAGUAUCUGAGCCGCUGGACGUCUCAGUAACCCAUUCACUCGUUAUUCUCACAGCGCAAUCGCAGCUGCAGUCAUGGGUCCAAGACCGGAGGUGAUCCGAGCAGAUACCCUCGACCUCCAAGACCGUCGACACCCAAGCGCAUCCGCCGCAUCCUCCCGCCGUCCCCCAGAUUUCGGCGACAGUUCUUACCAACCCCACCAACAAUCCGCUCUCAGCGACUUCGCCCGCUCAACCCCCUCUCCCUCCCAUGGACAUAAUGUCACCACCGCUUUUGACGACGAUGACAACGACAACGAUGACAGCGACGACGCUGGCGCCCUCUCCUCCUCGCCCUCCAUCCCCGACUCCGACAUCGACUUCGACUACAUGUACGCCCUCCACACCUUCCUCCCUACCGUCGAAGGGCAAGCACAUUCCCAGAAAGGCGAUGUUCUCGUUUUACUGGAUGACUCGAACUCGUAUUGGUGGUUGGUUAGGGUCGUGAGGGAUGGGAGUGUGGGGUAUUUACCGGCUGAGCAUGUCGAGACACCCGGAGAGCGGUUGGCGAGGUUGAAUAAGUAUCGUAACGUCGAUGUGGGGAAGGGGAGGCUGGAGGAUCAUCCGAUAACUACAGGGGCGAAGGGUCCGUUUAGAAGUUUUUCGAGGAAGGUUCGAAGGGCGACGAGUGGGAAGAAGUCACGGAAGGUUGAGUUUGGGCCGGUGAAGUAUGUGCAGCAUCCGGGAUGGAAUUCGGAGUGGGGUGAGCCGAGUUCAGAUGAGGAAUCGGAGGAUGAGGAUCAGAUAGCUGAGGAGCAGGUGAGGGAACAGAUGCAGACCGUAACGGAUACUGUGAAGGCGACACCAAUAAACGGCGCCGAACCACCGCGGACAUCGACCCUCUUCCGAGAUGUCGACACUGCAGAGACGCAACUGGAGACUGUCAAACUCUCACUUACGCCAAAAAUUGCGUCUGAUUCCACUAUUUUUGGAAACAGUCCUGGUGAGGUGCGAGAAGGAGAGGGGUACGGAGAGCCGGCACGGAAGAGGAGUAAUUCCAGUUCGUUAAGAUCUGAGUUUGACGGUGAAAAGAAGGACAAGGACGAGAAGAAGGGCGUGUUUGGAGGGUUGUUUAAGAAGAGGAGUGGGGGUAGGAAGGGACCUGGAUCUGGGUUGAGGGAGGGUACACCUGAUAACGACGAGGGGGAAACUGCAGAGGUGAGGGAGUCUAGGGAGGUGAUGGGAGACCUGGAGCGUGGAGUGACGAGAACAGUGCAGGCGGUGAAUACGGAAGGGGCGGUGGAUAACCCGCGGUUCGGAGACAGACCGGUGCAGAUGCGACUAUACUCCCACGCACCAACCCUCAACGAACCGGCCUACGACCCUCCCGCACCACACCAAUCUCAACAUCAACACCCACUCGCCCCACCCCGCGACCCAACCCCACCACCCAGCGCCCACGGCCAAUUCUCUCCCGUUUUGAAAAGCAAUAGACUCUCAAGAACGGUCUCACCGCCGCCUCCACCCAAGAUUCGAUGGACAGAUGAGUUUGUGAGGAAGUGGUUUGAGGAUGAUGCGGAGUUUGUGGAGUUGGUUACGAUUGUAAAUGGAUCGGCGCGGCUCUCUUCCACCAACACCCCAACUCCUGCUCUGUCUAGAAUAGAAAGGGAGCUUAAGGAGGAGCUGGGAGAGGUGUGGAAGCCGGUUGAAGAUAGACUGGGGAAGAUUCAAAGCGAGUUGGAUAAGAUACUGGAGAGUGUUUUACCGGGGGCUUGGGAGGGGAGGGUGUUGCCGACGCCGGCGGUGGGUGCGAAGACGGAGAAAAGGGCGGAGGUUGCCUGAAGUGGUGGUGCGUGAUGUGAGGAACCAUUUCAUAUGUGGAGGAAGGAAAACACAGCCACUCCGCUGGACGAAGUGUGCGGUAGAACAAUAUCUAUGGAGUUUUGUUGGCUUUGGAUUGAGCAUCAAUAAGCUUAAGCGGGACGC
Messenger RNA from Saitoella complicata NRRL Y-17804, 2035 nucleotides. RefSeq lists its product as uncharacterized. Bases 146 to 1891 code for a protein of 581 amino acids. Gene Ontology annotation, molecular function: protein binding. The transcript has 2 exons. The record is from RefSeq and is a predicted model, not a curated record. NCBI's taxonomy places the organism in Eukaryota, Fungi, Ascomycota, Saitoellomycetes, Saitoellales, Saitoellaceae. Gene Ontology annotation, biological process: establishment or maintenance of actin cytoskeleton polarity. Gene Ontology annotation, cellular component: microtubule cytoskeleton; cell tip.